AUGCCUUUCUCCCAUCACAGCCACUCGGGCCAGUUCUGCCCCGGCCAUGCCAAAGACUCCCUCGAGGAGGUAAUCCAGCUGGCUAUCUCCAAGAAGUUCAAGGUCUUCUGCUUGACCGAGCAUAUGCCUCGAGGAUCCGAAGACUACUACCCAGAGGAGGUCGAAGCCAACCAGACCAUGGACAGCAUGGUCGCCAACGAAGCUGCCUACUUCCGCGAGGCGCAGCGACUACGAGAGAAGUACGCCGGUCAGAUCACUAUCCUGAUAGGGUUCGAGAUCGACUGGAUCCGACCCGAAUCGCGCACGCUGAUCGAGGAGUCGCUGAGCCGGCAUCCGUUCGAGUUCUUCAUGGGCUCGGUGCAUCACACCCUGACAGUGCCGAUUGACUAUGAUCGGCCGAUGUACGAGAAGGCGCGGGAUCUGGCUGGCGGCACGGACGAGCGCUUGUUCGAGGUGUAUUUCGACGAGCAGCUGGACAUGCUGCGGCAGUUAAAGCCGCCGGUCGUGGGGCAUUUCGAUCUGAUCCGGUUGAAGAGCGACGACCCCGAGCGCAGCUUCCAGCAAUGGCCCGGAGUAUGGCAGCGUAUUCUCCGCAACCUCGACUUUGUGGCGUCGUACGGAGGCAUCCUGGAGUUGAACUCGGCGGCGCUGCGCAAGGGAAUGAGCGAGCCGUAUCCCAAGGCGGAAAUCUGUCAGGAAUUCCUCACGAGAGGUGGUCGGUUCUGUCUGUCCGAUGACAGCCACGGAUUGGAUCAGGUGGGAUUGAACUUCCAUCGGGUGUUGGCGUUUAUGGAGCGUGUGGGCAUUUCGACGCUGCAUUAUCUCGACUUGGGCGAGGGGACGGCGGUAGAUGAGCGAUUCCCUGGGACUCAGGUUCAGUCGAUGGCAUUGGAGGAAGUGAAGCAGGCGAGCUUUUGGCAAUGA
Molecule: messenger RNA, 924 nt
Organism: Aspergillus steynii IBT 23096
Lineage: Eukaryota; Fungi; Ascomycota; Eurotiomycetes; Eurotiales; Aspergillaceae
Product: histidinol-phosphatase
Exons: 3
Coding region: 1-924 (307 amino acids)
Biological process (GO): L-histidine biosynthetic process
Cellular component (GO): cytoplasm
Molecular function (GO): histidinol-phosphatase activity
Source: RefSeq, a predicted model, not a curated record